This is a messenger RNA of Salmo salar (Atlantic salmon), 3224 nucleotides long. RefSeq names its product kelch-like protein 32. The record is from RefSeq and is a predicted model, not a curated record. Gene Ontology annotation, molecular function: protein binding. NCBI's taxonomy places the organism in Eukaryota, Metazoa, Chordata, Actinopteri, Salmoniformes, Salmonidae.
AUGUGACAAUUUAGCUAACACAAUGUAACCAUCUCAACUGUCCAAUACAACUGACUGUAAAACCGCAGACUAACUUGGUAUUCAUUACUCGUUUCAACUGCUCACCACAAAUGAAACGGAUAUCAAAUGGUAGAAAACAGAUUGUCAACAAAACGGGACCGCUGAGAGGACAGGGCCAGAGAACAGUCAUAGUCAUAUGAGGCUAAUGCAGGAAGUAACUGCAGCCCUAAGGAAUCACAGAAUACUGUUCCACAUCUUCUCUCCUUCUCCGGGAGCAUGCCAUCUGAACCUUGUGUCAGUGGGCAGGAGCUGGUAACAGACCAGAGGCUAUGCCAGUCCAAGUCUCACCAGGACUCCGUCCUCUCCGCCCUCAAUCAGCAGAGGAAGGAUGGCCUACUCUGUGAUGUCACCUUGGUCGCCGGCGAUCAGAAGUUCCACGCCCAUAAAGCGGUGCUGGCGGCGUGCAGCGAUUACUUCCGGGCCAUGUUCAGUCUGUGCAUGGUGGAGAGUGAGGCAGAUGAGGUGACUCUUCAGGGAGUGACAAGUGUGGGACUGAAACAUGCACUAGACUUCGCCUACACAGGACAGAUAAUACUGGAGCCAGGGGUGAUUCAGGAUGUUCUGUCGGCAGGAAGUCACCUUCAGCUGCUGGAGCUGCUCAGUCUCUGCUCACACUACCUCGUCCAGGAGCUGAACAGUGUUAACUACCUGGACCUGUACCGUGUGUCUGAUCUGUUCCACCUCCCUGCUCUGGAGGAGGCUGUUGUCAGCUUCCUGGUAGAACACCUGUGUGAGCUGCAGCAGAGCCGCCAGGAGGAGGUGCUGCUGCUCCCCUACCGCCUCCUCAGGGAGGUGCUGAUGAGCGACCGCCUCACCUCCCUCAACGAGGAGGAGAUCUGGCAGCUGGUGGUGUGCUGGUUAGAGCAUGACUGUCGGUACCAGUACACAGAGGACCUGAUACAGCACGUUCGUUAUGGCCUUAUGGACGUGGCCGCCCUGCACCACGUGGCACAGUGCCACCCGCUGGUCCAGUCCAGUGCCAACGCCGCCGCCCUAGUGGACGAGGCUCUAGAGUACCACCGUGCCACCUUCGCCCAACCCCUCCGCCAGACCGCCCACACCAAGCCCCGCUUCCAGUCUCUCACCCUCUACAUCGCCGGCGGGCGCAAGCGCGAGGUUAGCCGCGUGCGGGAGCUGCGCUACUUCAACCCAGCCGCCCAGGAGAACGUGCGCGUGGCCGGAUGCUCCAAUUGGAGCGAGCUGGCGCCAAUGCCCGCUGGGCGCAGCCACCACUGCGUGGCCGUCAUGGGCCACUUCCUGUUUGUGGCGGGUGGUGAGGUGGAGCAUUCCACGGGGAGGACGUGUGCGGUGAGGACAGCCUGUCGGUACGACCCCCGGGGGAACCGCUGGACGGAGAUAGCCUCCAUGAAGGCGUGCAGGGAACACUUUGUCCUGGGGGCUCUGGGCCAGUACCUGUACGCGGUGGGGGGGAGGAACGAGCUGAGACAGGUGCUGCCCACCGUGGAACGCUACUGUCCGAAGAGGAACAAGUGGACUUUCGUCCAGUCCUUUGACCGCUCGCUGUCCUGCCACGCAGGCAGUGUGGCUGACGACCUGCUCUGGGUCUCAGGUGGAGUCACAAACACAGCUCAGUACCAGAAUAGACUGAUGGUGUACGACCCAGAACAGAACCAGUGGCUGGCCCGCAGUCCCAUGCUACAGAGGCGAGUGUACCAUGUCAUGGCCGUGGUGAGAAGGCAGCUGUAUGUGCUGGGAGGAAAUGACCUGGACUACAACAACGACCGCAUCCUGGUCCGCCACAUCGACUCCUAUGACAUAGACAUGGACCAGUGGACCCGCUGCACCUUCAGCCUACUCACGGGUCAGAACGAAUCUGGCGUGGCAGUCCAUGAUGACCGUAUCUAUGUUGUCGGUGGAUAUUCUAUUUGGACCAAUGAGCCCCUAGCGUGUAUUCAGGUGUUGGAUGUGAGCACGGAGGGGAAGGAGGAAGUGUUCUAUGGACCAACUCUACCGUUCGCCUCCAAUGGAAUAGCAACGUGUUUCCUCCCUGCUCCAUACUUCACCUGCCCCAACCUACACACUCUACAAGUGCCCCAUCACAGGAUAGGUGCUGUCUAACACACUAAUAGAGACUACAGCAAAAUGUCUACGUAGAUACAUCAUGCAAACAACUCAUAUGGACAUACAUACAAUUAUGUAACACAAAAUAAUACAACCAAAGGUCUGCUCCUUUACAACAGCCCCACUCUUCCUCUAAAAUGCAUACACACACACAAACACACACACACACACACACACACACUAUUGCCGCCCAGAUAAGAUUACCCACGUCUUCCCCAGUUUCAGGAUCCCAACCUAACCACUUCAAGUGCAGCCGUCACUGCCCAUCCUGAGGACUUGACAACACCCAUGAACUGAAAAAAACAUGGCCCUGAUUGAAAAAAGGAGGGUCCUCAAGAGGACUUUGAGGAGGUUCCCUAUUCCUAUCCAACUACCAUGUGAUGAUGGACUGAUCAGCAGGGUUUGGGUCAAUUCCAUUUCAAUUCAGUCAAUUCAGGAAGUAAACAGAAAUUCUGAUGACAAUUUUGGUCAUUGAAAAGCAUUGAGCAUAAUAGAUAUUGAUUGGAGUAAUAUAUCCUGAAUUGACCCCAAUCCUGCUCAGAUGACUGGUUGAAUAAAGGGGCUGUUCUAGUUAAACGGAUGCAGAACCGUAGAUCGCAAUGCUGGAGCACUCAAGGGGAGCAGAGCUCUUUACGGAGUGAAAUGGCUCCCUCCUUUACUAAUGCACUAUAGGGCUAUUGGCAAUCUAACUAGCUGUACUUACUACUUACCAUAACCCAUCUACCCAAUACGAAGCCAAUGGACUCACCCAAGGUCAUUUCAAUUGAAACCUGUCAUGUGUAAACUGUGGUCCCGUCUUACUCUUUCUUGAGCGUAUGUUUUUCUAUUCAAGCUCAGGAUUUAAGACUGUUUAACAGUUCAGUGAAUGUCUGACCACGUGUCAUACAGUGCAUAUACUCAACAUACUGUGUGUAGGAGAACCUAAGCUAUGUGUUGCCACUGUCUUAUGCCAUUUUCAAAAUGUCCUGUUUUACUUCGACAAAGAAAUAACGCCGUAACGCCUCCAGCAGUGAGAGAAAGAGGACUUUAAAAACACAAUAAAGAGGUACUGUAUCAAUAAAGCUCGUGAUAAGUUGAAUCGA